AUGGCUUCAGAAAUCACUUAUGCAGAAGUGAGGAUCACAAAUGAAUCCAACGCUUCGGGCACCCACUCAAGAUGUCCUGCAGCUCCCAGAGAGAAACGUAUCCACCAUCUAAGUAAGCCUGGUUCCCCCUCGCUGCCUUUUACAUCCCUGCUGGUACUUUUCCUGCUGCUGGCAAUCACAUUCUUAGUUGCUUUUAUCAUUUAUUUUCAGAAGUACUUUCAACUUCUUGAAGUAAAAAAAGGUAUAAAAGACAUAACUCACAAGGAAUUGAACUGUAUAAAAAAUGUUUCGCUCAUGGAAGACAAAGUCUGGAGCUGUUGCCCAAAGGAUUGGAAGCCGUUUGGUUCCCACUGCUACUUCACUUCGACUGACUUGAUGGCAUCUUGGAAUGAGAGUAAGGAGAGCUGUUCCCACAUGGGUGCUCAUCUGGUGGUGAUCCACAGCCAGGAAGAGCAGGAUUUCAUCACUGGGAUCCUGAAUGCUGAUGUUGGCUAUUUUAUAGGACUUUUGGAUGCUGGUGAUAGACAGUGGCAAUGGAUUGAUCAGACACCAUACAGUGAGAGUGCCGUAUUCUGGCACCAAGGUGAGCCCAACAAUGUCUACGAGAAAUGUGUUAUAAUAAAUCAUCGUAAGAACACUAAAUGGGGCUGGAAUGAUAUUCCUUGCAGUGAUAAACACAAGUCAGUUUGUCAGAUGAAGAAAAUGUACUUAUGA
Arvicanthis niloticus (Nile rat) is the source of this 714-nucleotide messenger RNA. Its product is annotated as C-type lectin domain family 4 member A-like. Lineage: Eukaryota; Metazoa; Chordata; Mammalia; Rodentia; Muridae. The record is from RefSeq and is a predicted model, not a curated record.